Molecule: messenger RNA, 1245 nt
Organism: Geodia barretti
Lineage: Eukaryota; Metazoa; Porifera; Demospongiae; Tetractinellida; Geodiidae
Source: the annotation of a GenBank genome assembly
AUGGGGGAGCUGAUGCGGCGGUACUGGAUUCCGGUCCGGCCCACGGCUCAACUGGUGAAAGAAGAGGUCAUGGCCGUCAGAAUCCUGGGUGAGGACCUGGUGCUGUUCCGGUUGGCUGACGGGCAGAUGGGGCUGGUCGGCGACAGGUGCCCGCACCGCAUGACGGAGCUGAGGUACGGCAUUCCCGACACGGGCGGGCUGCGGUGCUGCUACCACGGGUGGAUGUUCAACCCCGCUGGCCAGUGCAUCGAAACCCCGCUGGAAUCGGCCAACGACCCGUUCAAGGACCGCAUCCGCAUCAAGGGAUACCCGGUGCAGGAGAUGGGCGGGCUGGUCUGGGCGUACAUGGGGGCCGGAACCGACGCCCUUGCUGCCGCCGUGGGACCUUGCCACGAGAAUACGGGAGACCCGACGCACAGCGUGUACCUGCACGGAAACCUGUUCGAGUACGUGCUGCAGAAGCAGGGGAAGCUGGAGGAGCGGGCCGCCGACGGUCAGAUGCACACGCUGUAUGCGCGCAUGAAGACCGGAAAUGGCAUCGAGUCACUGUACGUGAACCCGACACGGUACGGGAUGGAAAAGGGGAUCAACUAUUCCAAGGAGCUGGGAGCGGACCGGGACCAUGUGUCGCGGCAUGCGACGGUCAUCUUCCCGUUUUACACGCAGACGGGCGGUCCGGGGAUGGUCAGGCAGGAGUUCCAGAUACGGGUGCCGGUGGACGACACCAACACCUACCACAUCAACUACGGUUGCUACAUGGGGCCGGAGGAAGUGCCGGUUACGGUGCAGGAAUCGAUACCGUACUACGACGUGCCGCUGUUCGACGAUGAUGGGAAGCCGUUACUGGACUUCGUUCUGGCGCAGGACGCCCACGCGUGGAUCUCGCAGGGGCCGAUCAUGGACCGGACGCAGGAGCACCUGGGGCGCACGGACAUGCCCAUCGUUUUUAUGAGGCGGCAGUUCGAGGAGCAGAUGCGAAUCGUGGAGGACGGCGGCGACCCAAUGAACGUGUUCCGCGACCCGGCUACGAUGCCGUCGCUGAUCCACGGCGGACACUGGGACGAAAGAGAGGAGGAAGGCAAGGCGGCGGUCACGGGCAAGGGCAGCGACCUGUCAUCAUUUCGGGGCGCAUACCACAAGGGCUACGCCAUUGACGACGCGGACCGUUAUGGGCCGGCGAUGCCUCAGGUGAUCGACCUGAUGCGGCGGAUCGACGAGGCGCAGGAGGAGGCGGCGCGGGCGUAG